Molecule: messenger RNA, 2023 nt
Organism: Dendronephthya gigantea
Lineage: Eukaryota; Metazoa; Cnidaria; Anthozoa; Malacalcyonacea; Nephtheidae
Exons: 12
Coding region: 402-1727 (441 amino acids)
Source: RefSeq, a predicted model, not a curated record
AUGGCGGCUGCCAAAGAGUGCGCUAAAUCGUCAAAGCGGUCAUCACAACAACGGCUUUCCUUGGAGGCUAGUUUAGAAAACUUACGCGAAUUAACCGGUACAAUAGAGAAAAAAAAGACCCCAAAGCAGAGCGACUUCUUCCUCACGUACGAUAGCAGUGGUAAAAGAAUACGUGAUUCCAAUUACAAAUACCGCUCUGUUGCUGAACGCAAAAAAGCAAAAAGCGAGCUACCUCUGGCCAAACUAGUAGUGUUACUGAGAGCGACGACGUUGACCUUUGCCCAUUUGAAUCAGAUAGUGGUUUUGAUUUUGACAUCAUUACUGAAGAAUCAUCUGAUGUUUCUCUACAAAGAAAAAAUUUGACCACCUGUAUAGCAAAUUGUGAAAGUUUGACUCAAGAAAUGAAGUCCAGUACCCAGUCCAUGUGGACAAGAAGAAUGCAGUCUGUGGAUGCUGCAUGGGAAAAUAGUAGAUCUGCUAUAUUUGCUGCUGUUUUAAAAAGUCAAGCAAUUCCUAAAACUGGGGCUGUUUGCUUCUUGUGCGGAGAAGACAGAGCUGUUGUUCGGUGUCGCCACUGUGGACCAGAUGCAUUACUCUGUAACAAUUGUGAUGAGACAGCUUAUGAGAAAAAACCUUUGCAUGACCGUGAUAUUUGGAUAAAUGGAUUUUAUCAAGCAAUUCCUCCAACUGAAACAGUCCUGCCAGAUGGAUCUCCAAGCUUCAACAGAAAAUAUCCUCCAUUUUUAUUUUGCAAAGAAUGUAUUUAUUGCAAGGGCCAGGAUACACUUUCUAUCAUCCCCUCUAAUGAAAUGUGCAUUCUUAUAACAGCCAAAGGAAGAUUUGAUUUGUAUUCAUUCACAUACAGUUGCACUGGAUGUGAUCAACAGUUCUCACCAUUAACACUGGAGAAGAUAAUUAAUGAAGGGUAUUGGCCAGGUGGCCCAAAGAAUCUUAAUUACAUCUUCUGUGAAGAUGUGUUCAGAGUUUGGGAUUCACUGCGAAAGUAUAUGCCAGGCACAUCUGAGACAGCAUUUCGUAGGUCCUUGGCCUCCAUAUCUAGUGAAAAGGGCAGGUCAGGUAUCAUCAACGCAUCAGUGUUUCAUUGUGCAUUCAAAGAAUGGUGUUUUGCCAUGCAUGAAGUUGACAUCUUACAAGAAAAACAAUGGGCAAAUUGCCCAUCAUGUUUUAGAUCCCAACAUUCGUGUCAUGUUGAUGGAAACGCUAAACUUUAUAGAUACAACAGUGUGCCAAGAGGUGAAAGAAAAUGCUACUAUGAAAAUACAUUUAUUGAAGAUGAUGAACUGGUAGAGGAGCACUUGAACAAUGUUUAUUCCAACAACUCAGCUAAGGGUCAUUCAAGUAAUUCCUAUUGUGGUUCCUCUCAUUGGAAAGCUGCAAGGAAUACGGUCAACCGCCAAUCCAAACUUGAUGAAACUGGUCUUGUUGUAGCAGGCUGUAGACAUUCUCUGGCUCAAUCUGCUGUGAAUAUGCAUCAAGGUGAACUGUAUGGAUACACACAUUAUUUGCAAAUCAACCGACUAAUUCACCAUAAAGUUAAGUUCUUAUGGCAAGAUGUGAUUUGUAAGUACUGGCCUUGGUUUAUUUCGCUUCCCAAAGAUUUGUCACCUGAUGAAGCCUUUUUGAUGGCACCAGCAUUAUCUAUCAUGCAUGGUCACAUGGGGUGGACGUUGGCAAAUUGGAAGUGGUUACACUGCAGGUCGCAAUGAAGCACAAACGGAGCAUGUUCUUCACUGGAACAAGUUAAAGAUUCUUAAGCUGCCAAUCACUCUUUGCAAGGAAUAUGUUUAUGUAAAGAAGUUAAUAGAAGAAAAUAAGAAGGAACUUGAUGAGCUGGUAAACGAGCUAAAUCUUUCCGCGUAUCGUGAAGAGUUCGGUAAUUGGGCUGCUGAAAUAACAGCGUGUGGGAAACGGUCGAAGUUUGAGAUGACGAAGCGUGAAGGUGAUCUUGUUUCUUACUAUGAGCUGUAUACCGAAGUGCGCGAAGCUAUCGCUUUGAAGCCGU